Molecule: messenger RNA, 468 nt
Organism: Pestalotiopsis fici W106-1
Lineage: Eukaryota; Fungi; Ascomycota; Sordariomycetes; Amphisphaeriales; Sporocadaceae
Exons: 3
Coding region: 1-468 (155 amino acids)
Source: RefSeq, a predicted model, not a curated record
AUGCAGUUCAAGCAGCUCCUUUUCACCGCCAUCGGCGCUCUCAUGGCUUCCACCGCCACUGCCGCUCCUACCAAUGCUGCUCCGGCCAUCAGACAGACUGAUACUCAGGUCACGCACUUUGUCUCAUUCGAGUUCCUUGCCAACCAGACUCAGUCUGAUAUUGACGAUGUCAUCACUCGUUUCCUGUCACUCAAGGACAACUGCAAGAAGCCCGACGGUUCUACCUACAUUUUGACCGUCUCUGGAGGAACAAACAACAGCCCGACUGACCGCAACGGCGGCUUCACUCACGCUUGGACAAACACAUUCUCCUCGCUUGAUGACCGUAACUACUACUUGUUCGAGGACCCUUACCACUUGGCCUUUGAGGCCGACAUGGUCUACCACCUUCAGGAUGCCUUCGCUUUCGACUUCCUCCCUUCUACCUAUCAGACCUUGGAGGAGUUGGAAAUUGAGGGUCUGGACUAA